Messenger RNA from Elaeis guineensis (African oil palm), 2499 nucleotides. RefSeq names its product phenylalanine ammonia-lyase. NCBI's taxonomy places the organism in Eukaryota, Viridiplantae, Streptophyta, Magnoliopsida, Arecales, Arecaceae. The record is from RefSeq and is a predicted model, not a curated record. Gene Ontology annotation, molecular function: ammonia-lyase activity. Gene Ontology annotation, biological process: L-phenylalanine catabolic process. Gene Ontology annotation, cellular component: cytoplasm.
CCCUCCAAGCAAACACCAACCACCUCAAUAUUGACGCCUUCCAUUCACAGUGAUGGCAUUUCCCGGUAAACCCUCGGAGCCAAACGUCUGCAUCCAUUCUCAUCCAAUCGCCGACUCGGCAUCCGCCUACAUCUCCGAUCCUUAUCACUGGAAGAAGGCUGCCGAGACCCUCAGCAGCGCCUACUUCGAUGAGGUCCGCCGUAUGAUCACCCAAUUCUCUGAGCUCACCUCCAUCUGCCUCCAGGGUACUACUUCCUUGACGGUUGCCCAGGUUGCUGCAAUCACCCGCCGCUCCAGCGUCACUGUUACCCUCGACGCGGCCACCGCCCGUGCUCGAGUUGACCGCAGCGCCGCAUGGGUCGCCGAGCACAGCAACACAGCCGGGUUUGGUGCCUCGUCGCACCGCCGCACCAACAAGACUGGAGACCUCCAGGCCGAGCUCAUCCGGUUCCUGAACGCCGGCGUCAUCGGCGCAGACCCCUUCCCUUCGAGCUACACCAAGGCUGCGAUGCUUGUCCGGACCAACACCCUCAUGCAGGGCUACUCCGGCGUCCGGUGGGAGCUCCUCGAGGCCAUGAGCAAACUCAUGAAUCAGAACCUCAUCCCCAAGAUUCCACUACGGGGUUCCAUUUGCGAACUCCUUCCAUUAUCCUACAUCGCCGGCGUACUAAUCGGGCGGGACAAUUCAUUGGUGACCACCCUGGAAGGCAGGGAGAUCACAUCCAUGGAAGCGCUAAAGCGAGUGGGGAUCGAUCGGCCAUUCGAGCUCCAUUCCAGAGAGGGGAUCGCGCUGGUCAACGGCACAGCGUUGGGGUCCGCGGUGGCGGCGGCGGCGUGCUACGACGCCAACAUUUUGGCCAUACUCGCGGUCAUCUUGUCAGCCAUUUUCUGCGAGGCAAUGCGGGGGAGGCCGGAAUUCGGCGAUCCGCUGACCCACGAGCUGAAGCAUCACCUGGGCCAGAUCGAGUCGGCGGCCAUCAUGAAGUACCUCCUGGAAGGAAGCGACUACAUGAAGGAGGCGGAGCUCCGGCGAGGAAGAGAGCCACCGACAAAACCAAAACAAGACCGCUACGCUCUCCGGACCUCGCCACAGUGGCUGGGGCCGCAGAUCGAAUUGAUUCGAAUGGCGACGCACUCGAUAGAGCGGGAGAUCAACUCGGUCGACGAUAACCCCUUGGUCGAUAUCUCCCGCGGCGUCUUCCUCCGCGGGGGCAACUUCCAGGGCACGCCCAUCGAUGUCUCCAUGGAUAGCCUCCGCAUCGCGCUGGCAGCGAUCGGGAAGCUCAUCUUCGCCCAGUUCUCUGAGCUCGUCUGCGACUAUUACAACGACGGGCUGCCGUCCAACCUAAGCGCCGGCGCGGACCCGAGUCUUGACUAUGGCUUCAAGGGGGCGGAGAUUGCGAUGGCUGCGUACUGUUCCGAGCUACAGUACUUGGCCAAUCCUGUCACGGCCCACGUCCAGAGCGCGGAGCAGAACAACCAGGAUGUCAACUCUUUGGGUCUGAUUGCAGCUAGAAAGAGUGUUGAAGCUGUUGAGAUACUGAGGCUAAUGAUGGCUACUUACAUGGUAGCUUUAUGCCAGGCCAUAGAUUUGAGGCAGCUGGAAGAGAAUCUAAGAGAAGUAGUGAAGCAAGCUGUGGUAGAGGCUGCAAGGAAGGUACUGGAUUCGGCCGAGGAUGGGAGCUUAUCAGAGGCGAGGUUUUGGGAAAAGGAUUUGAUUCAAGUGGUGGAGAGGCUGCCGGUGUAUUCUUACAUUGAUGACCCAGGGAAUGCGAAGAAUGCGUUGAUGCAGCAGCUAAGGGAAGCUUUAGUGGAGAAGGCAUUAGAGGGGAAUGAGGAGGGGAGAGUGGUGUUUAAGAGGAUAUCAGAGUUUCAAGAAGAGGCGAGGCAGAGGUCGAGGGAGGAGGUGGAAAGGGCGAGGGAGAGAUUUAGAAAAGGUGAUUUUGUAAUUGGGAGUAGGAUAAACAAGUGCAGGACUUAUCCCAUGUAUAAGUUUGUGAGGGAGGAAGUGGGGACGGAGUUACUAACAGGGGAGAAGAAGGUGAGCCCGGGGGAAUAUAUAGAGAAGGUGUACGAGGCGAUGAAGGAGAGAAGGGUUGGAAAAGUGGUGGUGGAAUGCAUCGAUGGUUCAAUUAGUGGAUUUGCAGCACACAAGAACCCUUAGCAGUUGGUGGUUCUGAGCACGAGCGGGCACAGGCGCUAUGUUGAAGACAAUGACUUUUUUUAAAUUAUUUUAAAAUAAAUAUAUCUUUCAAUAUUAGAAAAUGCAAUAUCUAAUAAAUUAAAUUUUUUUUUUGAGAAACAAUAAAUCAGAAAAAUUAUAUGUGAUAGCCGUCCAUAAAGUAGAUCCGUGAGUCUUUCAUAUCCGCCAACUUGCAGUCUUAAACAGUUGCCGAGUACAAGCCAUAGAUGGCAUCUUGUUGCACCUAAGCUUAUUGUCUUGUUCAUGUGCAACACAUUUUAGUGUUCGUGGUUCAAUAAAAAUAUAAGUUCCUAGCA